Microsporum canis CBS 113480 is the source of this 1188-nucleotide messenger RNA. RefSeq names its product GIY-YIG catalytic domain-containing protein. Bases 1 to 1188 code for a protein of 395 amino acids. Gene Ontology annotation, biological process: double-strand break repair via homologous recombination. The transcript has 2 exons. Gene Ontology annotation, cellular component: Slx1-Slx4 complex. The record is from RefSeq and is a predicted model, not a curated record. Lineage: Eukaryota; Fungi; Ascomycota; Eurotiomycetes; Onygenales; Arthrodermataceae. Gene Ontology annotation, molecular function: crossover junction DNA endonuclease activity; 5'-flap endonuclease activity.
AUGCCACGGUCUCGCUCGAGUCCAGCCCGUACCAGCGCCAGCGGAGAGGCACCAGUUAAAAGCAUACCUCCCUUUUACUGUGCAUAUCUACUCCGCUCGACCGUACGCCAUGCUAGUCUAUACAUUGGUUCUACCCCUAAUCCAGCCCGCCGCCUCGCGCAGCAUAACGGCCGCAUCAAGGGAGGCGCUCAUAGAACCCAUAAGGAAAAGCUGCGGCCGUGGGAGAUGGUCAUGACUGUCAGCGGGUUUACCAGCCGUACCGGGGCUUUGCAGUUCGACUCCAGAUGGGCGUGGCAGAAUACACAGGCUUCUCGCCAUGCAGCGCACAAUGAAACAGAUACCGAUGUUCGAAUAUGCUCCAAAACAGGGAGACGCAUAGCAAAAAAGUCGAGUAGUCCCAGGGAAUCACUGACAAGGAUCAUGGCACGUUUGCAUCUUCUCUUGCGCUCACCGUACUUUUCAAGCUGGCCCUUGGAAGUCCGGUUUUUUAAGACGGAUGUGCAUCUUGUUUGGCAGGGCUGGGUCGAGAGUGCAGAUACGUUUGUUCCAGAAACAAUAAGCUUCAAGACUGAUUUUGACGAUUGUGCCUUAUCUGAGGAUGGUCUACCACUUCAGACUGCUCUUCAGAGGCUUGAUGUUUCAGGGAACAGUCUUAAGUCGUAUAGAGAAAAGACGCAAUUCCUGCUGGAUGCUGGAGACCGGCUUUAUUGUGGUAUUUGCCAUGAACGUCUUCGCUUGGACGAUGAUCUUGUCGUUGUCUGCUCGUGUGAAGCUUGUCGAUGUGCGUCGCAUUUAUUAUGCCUCUCGUCUGCCUUCAUACAGUCUGAAGAUCAGGGCAACGGCCUUGUUCCAACUAGCGGAAGAUGUCCAAGCUGUGGGUCACGCAUCGAAUGGCACAUUCUCAUGAGGGAGAUGACACGCAGAUUUCGGGGCCAUGGUGCCGGAUUAUUCCACAAUCAUGAAGACUCACCAUUUGAGGAAGAGGACCCCUCCAGCCAGCCGCCAGUAACCAGCGAAGAAUCGGGAGGCGAAUUACCCCAACAUACUGGGCACCAGAGCCCCAUCGAUUUGCUUAGUACUGAAGAUGAAGACUUUGGGCCCUCGGCCAUCAAACAUCAGGCGAAAGCGCCCAGGGCUGCCGUAUAUCGAAAAGUUGAUGACUGGGAUGACGUAGACAUAGUGGCAUAA